GGGCCCCCUACUGACCCCGGGCCCUCGGGCAGUGCCCGAGUUUCCAAAUGGUCAGUCCGCCCCUGGUGCCAGUGCCCAUCAGUGCCACAUCAAUGCCACAUAUCAGUGCAUCAGUGCACAUCAAUGCCACAUAUCAGUGCAUACCAGUGCACAUCAAUGCCACAUAUCAGUGGCCAUCUGAGCUGCCUUUCAAUGUCACCCAUCAGUGCCAGUCAGUGCCACCUAUCAAUUCCAAUCAGUGCCACCUAUCAGUGCUGCCAAUCAGUGCCACCUAUCAGCGACAAUCAGUGUCGCCUAUCAGUGUGCAUCAGUGCCAGUCAGUGCCGCCUAUCAGUGCCAGUCAGUGCUGCCGAUCAGUGCCGCCUAUCAGUGCCAGUCAGUGCCGCCUAUCAGUGCCAGUCAGUGCUGCCUAUCAGUGCCGCCUAUCAGUGCCAGUCAGUGCUGCCUAUCAGUGCCGCCUAUCAGUGCCAUAAAUCAGUGUCAUGUAUCAGUGCUUCUUUUCAGUGCCCAUCAGUGAUGCCUGUCAAUGCCCAUCAGUGCAGCCUACCAGUGCCUCCUCAUCAAUGCCCAUCAGUGCCACCUAUCAGUGUCCAUCAGUGCAGCCUAUCAGUGCCCAUCACUGCAGCCUCAUUAGCGCACAUCAGUGAAGGAGAAAAAUCACUUAUUUACAAAAUUGUAUAACAAAAACUAAGAAAAACCUUUUUUUUUCAAAAUUUUCUGUGGUUUUUGGUUUGUUUAAAAAAAAAAAA
Messenger RNA from Staurois parvus, 749 nucleotides. Lineage: Eukaryota; Metazoa; Chordata; Amphibia; Anura; Ranidae. The record is from the annotation of a GenBank genome assembly.